This is a messenger RNA of Thamnophis elegans (Western terrestrial garter snake), 2026 nucleotides long. RefSeq names its product dishevelled segment polarity protein 1 (gene DVL1). The coding region runs from base 169 to 1167 and encodes 332 amino acids. The transcript has 6 exons. Lineage: Eukaryota; Metazoa; Chordata; Lepidosauria; Squamata; Natricidae. Gene Ontology annotation, biological process: canonical Wnt signaling pathway; intracellular signal transduction. Gene Ontology annotation, cellular component: cytosol. The record is from RefSeq and is a predicted model, not a curated record. Gene Ontology annotation, molecular function: frizzled binding.
UUUUGGUUUUCUCCCCCUAGACCCAUCAGCUUAACAGUGGCCAAAUGCUGGGAUCCUACCCCCAGGAGUUACUUCACAAUCCCCAGGGCUGAGCCGGUGCGGCCGAUCGACCCCGCGGCCUGGAUUUCUCAUACCACGGCUUUGACGGGAGCGUACCCCCGUUACGGUAUGAGCCCUUCCAUGAGCAUCAUCACUUCUACCAGCUCCUCACUAACAAGCUCAAUUCCCGAUUCGGAAAAACUGGACGAGACUCCCUUGACGGUGAAAACCGACAUGGCCACCAUCGUCAAAGUGAUGCAGUUGCCGGAUUCAGGGCUGGAAAUUCGGGACAGGAUGUGGUUGAAAAUCACCAUCUCCAAUGCAGUGAUUGGAGCAGAUGUCGUCGACUGGCUUUACACCCACGUGGAAGAUUUCAAAGACCGCCGAGAAGCCCGGAAAUACGCCAGCAGUAUGCUGAAGCACGGCUACCUCAGACACACUGUGAAUAAGAUUACUUUCUCAGAACAGUGCUAUUACGUGUUUGGAGAUCUUUGCGGCAAUAUGGCUGCAAUGAACCUCAACAACGGUUCCAGCGGGGCUUCUGACCAAGACACCCUGGGCCCCCUCCCGCACCCCUCCACGCCAUGGCCGCUGGGGCAAAGUUAUCCUUACCAGUAUCCCCUCGCCCCUCCAUGUUUCCCGCCAGCCUACCAGGACCCCGGCUUCAGUUACGGCAGCGGCAGCGCGGGAAGCCAGCACAGCGAAGGAAGCAAAAGUAGCGGCUCGAACCGAAGCAACAGCGAGAACAGCCGGCGGCGGGAGAAGGACCGCAAGUCAGCAGGCGGUGGCAGCAGCAGCGGCGGGUCGGACCCAGCCACCUGGAGCAGGGGUGGGGGGAGCGUCCUGCGGCACGAGCGGCCCCCCAGCCAACUUAGCCACCGCAGCCACGUCUCGGCCACCCUCAGCGAGAGAAGUCCACGCAGCCACCACUCGUAUGGCCCUCCGGGCGGGCUGCCUUCCCUGGGGCACUUCCCCAAGCUGGGAGGCAAACUCUACGCCAUCAGCGGGCCCCCCGGAGGUCCCCCCGUGCGGGAACUUAGCUCCAUCCCUCCCGAACUGACCGGGAGCCGCCAGUCCUUCCAGAAAGCCAUGGGGAACCCAUGCGAAUUCUUUGUGGACAUCAUGUGAACAGAAGUGCCUUCUUUCCGGAGUCCGUGCAGAAGGGUUCUUGUCCUGUCAACAGACUGGGCCCAGGGCCCCCUUUUUUGUUCAAAGCAACGGGGAAAGAGAGCGACGCCCACCCCCCACACCCUUCCCACUCACCCUGCCCCCCCUCCACCUUGACAAUCUUUUGCAUGUCACACCCUUCUGACUCUUGAUUGUGUUUUGCCAGCCAACGGAGGCAAAAGCGAUUCCAGGAUGUUAAAUCCGCCAAUCGGGCUAUAUUUUGUCCUUCCCCUCCUUUUCCCCCCUCUUCUUCCCUUCCGUUUUUUUUUUCUGAAUGUGAUUGGCAGAUGUUCUCUCCAGAUUAUCUCUCCAACGAGCUUUGUUAUGCCUGGCACUUUUUUCUCAGUCCAAUUUUACUCUUUUCUCCUUGGCUUAACCAAGGGAUCAUCAUUUUAUAUCCUAGUUUCAAACGAAACAACGAAAAAAAAAGAGGAAACAAAAGCAACACGGCAAUUUUCCGGUCCUGCGUAUUUUGCACCUUUAAAAAUCUAUUCCUUUCUUUCCAGCCUUGGGGGAAAUAAAAACUUACAACGAGGAGGAUUUGCUUUGGUGAAGACAGCACAACUGACAGUGGGGCGAUGACAUUGGAUGUGUCUGGGUUCAUUUUUUUAAAACCCCGUUGCAACGAUGGGUGAAUUAUCUAUCUGUAGGCCUGUUUCCUACUUCCUUUGGGCUAAUUUUCAUUCAGGGUUUUCUUUGUUACCUGCUCAGCCUUUCCCCUUAAGAAGGGAAAACCGUGGUGUUUUUUUUUUUUGAGAAACUCAACGGGAUCAAUUUCUCCUCUGAAACCAUGAUAGGUUGCCUAUUUUACACCUUGAAA